GGGCGAGGCUCUCGGGUGCCCUUCGGGAAGGCUUCUUGGAUGGCCUCGAGGGAAAGGCCGUUUGCAGCUUCCCCCGGGACGGCCGGGUGCGGCGGGAGAGCAGCUUCCCCCAGAGAGGCCCGGAGAAGGAAGCGGAGGGCCCGGCUGUGCCAGCUCCCCUCCUGAGCCAGCGAGGCUGAGCAACCCUCCCGCCCGUGUCCGCCUCCUUCCGGGCCCCUUCCUUGCCCACCGCCUGAGAGAGAGCCAUGGCGGCAUGGGCGCCCUGUGGCCCCAGCUGCAGCCUGCCUCAGCCUCCCCGCUACUGUUACCUGGACCUUGCCUUUUCCUUCAUGGGCACCGUCGCCUUCCUGGCAGACCUGGGCAUCGAUGUCUGGGUGGCUGCCAGCUAUUUGAAGGCCAGUGACUACUACUGGGGUGGACUGGUUUUGGGGCUGUUGGUCCUGUCAUCGCUGACAACCCAGUUCUUCAGCUGGGCCUGGUACCAGAGUGAUCCCCCAGAUCUAAGGCAAGAGCUGCCGACGGGUUGGACUCUUAUCACAUUGCAUGUCCUGCAGCUUGGCUACCUCUACAGAUGUCUUCAUGCCCUGAAGGUGGGUUUCCACGUGUGUCGCAAGGAAGUGGCGACAGAGACGCAACGGGCCUACGCUGUUUUCCUCUCCCACGACAUCAGUUUGUUGCGUCUUUUUGAGACCUUUCUGGAAAGUGCCCCUCAACUCACAUUGGUGCUGUAUAUCAUCCUAAACACAAGUAAAGCAGAAAUAUUCCAAAUACUUGGAAUUUGCACCUCUUUCCUAUGCAUUGCCUGGGGGCUCUUGGAUUAUCACCAGUCCCUGCGUAGUUUCCUAAGGGACAAGGACAAGCUAGGUUUCCUGUCCUCCGUGCUCUACUUCCUGUGGAACUUCCUGUUGGUGUGCCCCCGCAUCCUCUCCCUGGCCCUCUUCACAGUAGUCUUCCCAAGAUUCAUUGCUUUCCACUUCCUAGCUGUUUGGUCAGUCAUGUUUCUUUGGGUCACAUGGCAAAGCACUCACUUCAUGGAACGUGACACUUUUGAAUGGACUUACCGGGCCAUGGUUGCUGUCAUCCUCUACUUCUGCUGGUUUAAUGUGGCUGAGGGGAAGACACGGCACCGAUCUGUCAUUUACCACACAUUCAUUUUGUUGGACAAUCUCAUUCUUGCUGUCUGGUGGAUCUGGGACAACACUCCACUGAGCAUGGACUCACAUCUGGUGCAUCUUCUUCUUGGCUCCCUGUUCUUCUACAUGCUGGGCAUCCUGUUGAGAGCCAUUUAUUACAGAUAUUUCCACCCUACUGUGCAAGCUGCUUCCUCAGGCAGCUAUGAUGAAGUGGACAGCCAAGAAAUAAGGAAUGAAAGGCCUACCGCUUUCCGGGAACUGGUGAUAGUGGGACAAAUCAACCCUCGGACAUAUAGGCUGUCUCAAAACUUCUUUGCUGUCAGUUUACGGAGGAGGCAGCCUCAAAAAAAUGGGACUCUUGGAGAUAUAAAUCUAUGAGCCUUUGGAUAUCCCAUGUGGACCAGCCUUCUGGUACUAGCCAACACAUAGAAGAAAUCCUCUGCUGCUCAGUCACAUCAUCUGUAUGCUAAAUCUGCCUUGGGAGUUAGUGGUGUAAAAUCAAGCAGAUAAAGCCAUAGUGAGAUCUGGGGUAGUCUAGGUACUGAUUCCCAACCUUGGGCCCCCAUUUCUUAGACUAAAACUCCCCAAAGCCUUCAGCACUAUAGCUGUGCUGGCCAAGA
Molecule: messenger RNA, 1753 nt
Organism: Pogona vitticeps (central bearded dragon)
Lineage: Eukaryota; Metazoa; Chordata; Lepidosauria; Squamata; Agamidae
Gene: XKR8
Product: XK related 8
Biological process (GO): engulfment of apoptotic cell; phosphatidylserine exposure on apoptotic cell surface; apoptotic process involved in development
Cellular component (GO): plasma membrane
Source: RefSeq, a predicted model, not a curated record